Tribolium castaneum (red flour beetle) is the source of this 6694-nucleotide messenger RNA. It is a transcript of the gene hob, whose product is annotated as hobbit. Bases 82 to 6585 code for a protein of 2167 amino acids. The record is from RefSeq and is a predicted model, not a curated record. Lineage: Eukaryota; Metazoa; Arthropoda; Insecta; Coleoptera; Tenebrionidae. The transcript has 16 exons.
CUGCUUUUCAAAACUGACAGAUGACGUAAAUAUUUAGCUGUCAUGUGGGUGUUGUGAAAAAAACUGUUUUUUUGGGGGAAAAUGGGGGGUUUCCUCGUUUUUAUCGUGGUUUUUUUCCUCCUAGUUUCGGUGGUUUUAUGGGGCUUCAGGAACAUCAUAUCAUGGCUGUUUCGCCGGAAAUACAACGUUUCGCUCAAAAUCGGAAGCAUAAAAUUGCCCUACUUGAAAUUAUGUGAUAUUCAAAUAUCAAAAAACGGCUUCAACAUUCACAUUGAUGAGAUCGGGAUCAAGAGUAGUUUUUUGAAUUCAGAGCUUACAAAGUUAGUUACGUUGGUUGUGAAAGAUGUGCGAGUUAACAAAGACAUCGGACAGAGUUCCGACUUUAUGGCGGUCGCCGGAAACGGCAGAAAAACGCUUGAUUUCAGAGAUAAGAAAAUUCCCCACUUUAUCAACACUUUUGCACAAUUUAUGGCUGUGCACGUUUACAAUAUCUCGGCUAUGUUACUGAGGUCUGAAACGCCAGGUUGUCUCACACAUGCAACCGCCUCUGAAUUGAGACUAGACGGCAGUAUUUUAAAAAAUGCAAGACUUUUGUUAGUUAGUUUAAACCUAAUUGAUGCCUCUGCCAAAGUACUGAGGCACCAAGAAAAUCAAUCGAAACAAACCUGUCUUGCAGAAUUUAGGUUUGGUGUUUCAAUGGACGUUAUUUUGAUCGCUCAGGGCCCCCUAUCAGUUGAGAAACUCAACUUCAAAAUGUCUCAGACGAGUUCAAUUAUCAACGACAGCUUCUACAGUCUGGCUCAUGGCAGCAAAACUAGUUCAAAACCCAGCCAAAUGGAGGACGAUUUUUUGCACAAAAUCCUCCCGUUAAUUCCAAAAGUGUGUUACAUCCAAAUCGACGACACGUCCCUCAAAGGAGUGAAAGAAAACAGCCAAAUCGAGUACAACUCCUCAUUGAAAAAGCUCUCCCUCACUUACAAAUCCUCAAAACUGGACACUUCAAACUUAGUCUCGUUUAAUUUCGCCAUGUCCGACCUCCAGUUACAAAACAGUCGCGAAAAACUCCUCUCGUUAAAGUCGCUCACAAUCGACGCGAAACUCAAAAACGAUAUUGUCAAUAUUUACUUCCAAAUGAACACUUUCCUGCUCACUUACAACCACGACGUGAUCCACCGCUGGGUUUAUACCAAUUUUCUCAAAAACCGGGAAACCACUCAUUUUGUGAAAACCGAACAAAUCGACUCACCCCAGAACAGUUUAAUCGAAAAAAUUGUCAAAAAAUUGGUGAUCAAUGUUUGUGCCGAAUUCUCGCAAGUCUCAGCAACGAUUAAAUUAAGCGGCCACACUUCCUCCAUGGGCUUCAAUCACGUUAAGCUCAUGCUGGAGCAAGCACAAAAACACCGUGGGCCGUCAUACAGUUCGUAUUUUUUCAAUUUGUUGUUACUCGAUCGUCAUUGGCAAACCGAGUGUUUGAUUGAAUCGUUCUGGUGGAGUUUCAAAGAGUGGAAUCAGGACACUAACGUUUCGAAAAAAAUGCACAUUUGGGGGACGCCGGUUUAUUUUGUUAAAGUGUUGGUUAGGGUGUGGACGCAUGAGAAUUACGAGAUGGAAGUUGUCUCGUUUUUGGAUAUGGUGCAGUUGGAGUGGUCACUUGAACUGGCCGAUUGUGUGCUUUUGGCCAUAAAGUGUUUGAAACAGUACGGUUUAGAUAGGAAAAAUUCAGACAGGGUGGUUUGUAAAGACUUGUCAAAGCCCCAAAUUUAUGUCAAUGUUGGGAUUAAUCAUUUUAAUUGCUUCUUCCAGUCGCAAAAUACAGAGUACUUUGUCGUCCAGUUGAACUCAGUCGAUUUGACCAAAAAUCUGGACUCACUGAACGUCCAAUUUGAAGAGUUUAAAAUCUUCACAAUUCACAACACUGGCGCUUAUUAUUGUUGCAUCCGAACCGAGGACAUUUCGAAUUACAAAGUGUUCGUAAAACAGGCACAAGUCGAUUCGAAAAACCACAAAAACACGAUUAGUCUUCUCGACGAAAUUACUGUUUACUGGUCGACGAAUUUCCACUUGAAAGCCUUGCUCUUAAUUCGAGACAUUAGCGACUUUUUCGGCGAACUUCGCGACGAGUUUGGCUUAAAACUGCACAACUCGCACAGUGAUAACGUGUACAAUUGUGCGGUGGUUGGCGCUUUUGCCUUCCAUGUGGAGAUUUCGCCGAAAUAUUCGGGCAAAGUCUCGAUAGAUUCGCUCAAAGUGUCGAAAACGCGGCACGACCUAACCGUCGAAAACACCACCGCUGUGAUCUCAAUCGACGGCUGCGACAUUUUCACGAUCAAAGGCUUUCAUUUGCAUCGAAUCAAAGACAGUAAAUUAAUCCGAGACGAACGCCUAGAUAAUGAGAAUUUUAAAGUCGCCUGGAACAGAACCUGGGGCCUGUCGAUAGAUUUAUUCAAAGCGGUGUUUCCCUACGAGCACAAUUACGCCGAUGCGGUGCAGAACGAGUUCAUUUCGGUGUUCAAAUGGCUCAAGAUCGUGCACAAUCACAAGAAAGUGCCCUUUACGAGUGAUAGUCCGCUCCCGAGCGAUUUACUGAUAAACGUAAGGGAGUUUUUGUUUGAAAUGAGCGACGAUCCGUUCGAAGUUAAAUUGCGUGAUAAUUUCGAACUACUCGAAGAUGAGUAUAAUGAGAGUUUGAAAAGGCAAAAAAUGCUAAAAGAAAAAGUAGCCGAGUUGUGUAAAACACACUUGCAUUUGCCGGCCGGGAAGGUCGAAGAAUUGUACAAUAAUUUGAAGAAGAAGAACGCGGAAAUUUACAUACAAAGGUCGAAGCAAAUGUUAAGGGCUGCACCGCCCAGAACACGACUUUUCGCCUGGAAUAUGACCAACGUGGAGAUCAUGAUUUUGGCGGAUCCCUCGAUUCACGGCACCGAAAACGUGCUAAAAAUCAUGAAAGAGAUCGACUCUGAAAGCCCCUGGCCCGAGGAACCGCUCGAUUUCACCACUCUGUGGUGCCGCGUGGUUUCGCUACGUUGCAAGGAAUGGAAGUUCCAGCUCAGGGACUUCCCCCAGCCGUUGCUGGACAUCCGCCAGUGCUACAUUUGCGGGCAAUUAGUAGGGGCUGAACAAGUGGCACCAAGACGUGCUGUACGCAGCGUUGUGGUUAAUUUGGGCGAACCGUUCGAACCAUUUACUGUCGAACGAGGGAUGCUACCAUUGAAAUUUUACCAUGAUUUCAAUUGCGAGAUUGAAUCGUACAGUUACGCCUUUGGGCCGUGCUGGGAGCCCGUCAUUGCCCAAUGUAACUUGAGUUUUGAGAAAAUUCUGGCACCGUCACGUGACCCAUCACCCCCACUGUCUUUCUGGGACAAAAUGCGGCUUUUGCUGCAUGGGCGCUUGACCAUGGUCGUGCAGCAGUUAACAGUGUUAUUGCACGCGUCUUUGGACCCUUAUAACACGACCGAGGAGAUGGAAUUGACUUGGAGCCAAGUCGUCAUGGACUGGACCAAUGCCAAAUUUGUGUAUAAGGGAGACUUGAAUAUUUUCGUCCGCACGGCGUCAAAAUACGACGACUGCCAGCUCCUGCAUUUGCCCAACUUGAAGCUCGUCCUGGGCAUCCAAUGGGUGUGUCUGGGUGACCCCAACGACCACCAUAAUGUCAUACAAUGCGCUCCGGACAAAAUCCCCGAAUAUUCCAGUAAUCAAGUGCAUGAUUCUUUCAGAGCUUUUAGGUCGCAAAAUGUGAACCUUAGUAUAGUGCUUGAGACUAAACCGGUGGCCAAUCAAUCAAAUUUCGAUUAUCCCAUGCUUUUGCUGUAUGGGAGCACACUGAGGUGGAUCGAAAAUUUGAAAUUGAUUUUGUCUGGAGUGACGAGGCCGACGAAAAGGGGCAAGAUUUUUAAUAAUGUCCGGCCGAGGAAAAUCCAACUCAGUCGGCACUACAAGAAAGUGCAUCUUUUGAUGGGCUUGCACAAGUUCCAAGUUUGUUAUUGGAUGUCGUUUGCGAUGCAACGCGGGUGUGAGCUGAUCGGGGGCCGGCUGUCGUCCAGUUCUGAGCACAUGCUAUCGCUAGUACCAAUCGACGACGGUCUAACCCACCGUCCGAAAGCCGAAUGGUCGAUCGUUUACAUGAAUUCGGAACUCAACGACUCGGAAAUCUGGCUCAAAAGCGCCCUUCAGGAAGACUCCGAAUUCGAGGCAAUGUCCCUAAGACAACCGGUCGAAAAAUGCUACUGUCUCUCGGUGGCCAAAGUCUCCUACGGUCGCGAGACCGUGAUACCAACCCGCGAACACAACACGUGUGACCGUAACAAGGACACUCCAACCCACCGCCUGGUCGUCUACGACCUGCGCGGUGCCUGGACCAAGAGUAACCGAAACGUAGCUUUCGCCCUCUUCGACACCUUCAUGAAGAACAAGCAAAUGAAGAAGAAUUUAUCGACCGAAGCCUUGAAAGCUUUCAGGAAAGACAGCAACACGACGCCGUUGAAACGGCGCACCGACGCCCCGGGCACGCCCCCCAACUCCAUCCAGACGCUCCAAGACGCCCACUCCCCCAGCACCAAGCUCCAGUCAGGCCAUGCCGCCAACAUGCUCCAGCAACUAAUCGCCGAAGCCGACAACAAAGCUGUCGUCUACAGCGAUGAUUUGUCGUCGGUGACGCGCCAGCAGCACCUCCAGGGGCUGCAAGCGUGCCAAGAGGACGACGUCCAGCACAAGAACUGGCAAAUUGCGCUGGUGAACGCCCAAGUGUUGCUCAAAGGCUGCGAGACGAAAGGCUACGUGAUUUUGAGUGCCGCCAAAGCUGAAAUCAUCCAAAGGAUACAUCGGCCUGUUUGGAAGGACCGGACGCUGGUUUCCAAAACCACGUGGACCGGAACUUUGGAAUGUAUGCAGUAUUAUGCCACUGUUAAUGCGGGGGAGAAUGACUCAGUCAAUGAGAAUAUAAUGUGGCUGACUGUGGAUAAUAUUCAGGAGAAGGAGUCGACUAAUAUUUCCGAACCGUCCGAAGUGCCGAAUAUGGUGGGGAGUGGCGUCUCGGUCGGGGCCGUGGUGAGCGACACGGUCGGACCUAGCACUUCCCGGCAGUUGCAAAGAAUAGUCUCGCGUUGCAAGUGCGAGUUUUUCUACGCCGGCUACGGCGACAUCAGCGUCGACCCGGAGGCGGUGGCCGAGGUGCCGCCGCCGCCACAGGAGGAGGUGGGUCCGUGGGACCGCCGCCAAAACGCCGUCAACGCCUUCACCCUGAUGCACCACGACCUGGACGUCUGCACCAACUCGCUCCAAUACGCGAUGCUGCUCGAUAUCGUCAAUAAUUUACUCCUGUAUGUGGAACCACACCGGAAGGAAGCUCUUGAGAAGUUGGCCAGAAUGCGCUUCCAACAAUUGUACAGUCUGGACGACCAGAGAAAACCCAUCCAGAACCAACAAACGCUAGUUCGGUCCACUUUUAGCAAAUUGCGGCGGCUGGAGAAGGAGACGUAUCUGGUGAGCAAGGCUCUGGCCGAGAAUCCCAACGAUAUGGAGCUGGUGCAGGAGAUGAAUCGGUUGGAGAAGCAAGUCUUCGAGUGCAAAAAUCAACUAAAUGCGCAGAGUGAGGAGUUGGAUAUGAUGCUGUCGUGUUACAAGGAGACACAGUUGUUGACUAAUAGCCGCCUUGCGACCACCCGAAGCGACAAGCCUUUGACUAUAGUUAGGGCCAAUGAAAUCUGCUUCAAACACGCGCAGUGGCGUUUGACCGAAGCUGACGGCCAGAUCGGGAUCGCAGAUCUGGUUCUGAGCAAUUUUUUGUACACCAAGAACUCGAAAAAUGACGAUUCGGUCGAGCACUUGCUCGAGUUGGGUUACCUAAGAAUGACCAACUUGUUACCGAAUGAAAUUUACAAGGAAGUGCUGUGUCCCAGCGAAAUCCAGCACGGGAUGCCGAUCGAAUACAAGAAAGUUUUGCGCAUUUUUUGCCGCGAGAAACCCCCAGUUGGCGGGAUUUCCGUCAAGGAACACUUUGAGAUUAACUUGGUGCCUCUCACAAUCGGGAUGACCAAAAAAUUUUACAGCACUAUGAUGAAGUUUUGUUUCCCGGAGCGUGAGAGCGAAAGCGCCGAUUAUUCGGACCGUGUCAGUGACGACGGUAACGAACCUAAGAAAAAAACCAAGGCGCAGAAACGUAACCGGGAUUCGAAUUUUUACGUUUUGAUUGACGAUGUGGAAAAAAUGAAGGAACGGGCGGAAAAAAACAAGUUGUUUGUUUACAUCAAAAUCCCCGAAGUGCCGGUUAAAGUCAGUUAUAAGGGGAACAAGGAGAAGAAUUUGGAGGAUUUGCGUGAUGUUUCCCUCGUAAUUCCCACUUUGGAGUACCAUAAUAUGACCUGGACGUGGCUGGAUUUCCUGAUGGCGAUUCGGAAUGACACGAAACGUGUUAUCUUCUCGCAGGCAAUUAAACAAAAAUUACAAAUCAAACGAAAUACUGGUUCAAUGGAUGAAAGUUCCUCGCCGCAAGAAGAAGAUAAAGCCAGGAUGUUGUUUGGUGCAAGACAUGCACCCGAAAAUAAAAGUAUUAGAAAAGGCGUAGGUGGAGUGUUCAAGUUUGGGAAAUGACGAAAAUUGAAUAAAUUUUAGUUAGUUGCGCUAAUGAGUGGUUUGUAUGUAAGUAAAUUAUUCUCUUGUACGUAAGUGUGCUUCACAAAUAUAUUUAUUUGUUACAACA